This is a messenger RNA of Symbiodinium pilosum, 191 nucleotides long. NCBI's taxonomy places the organism in Eukaryota, Dinophyceae, Suessiales, Symbiodiniaceae. The record is from the annotation of a GenBank genome assembly.
GCGGGUGCAGUGACCACUUUAUGCAAGCUGGCCAACGACACCGAAGAUUCCUCGACUUUGGAGAUUCUGCUGGAAUUGGUCCGGCUGGCUCCGGAACCCAUGCUGCCCGACAUCAUCGAGCAAGGCGCUGUGGAAGCUUGUGUCAAGGUCCUGGAGAACAGCGGUGCAAGUCCUAUGGACCAGCUGUCUGC